AUGUGUGACGAGUCUAGCUACAUUAGUAAGCCUAUUUCCACUAUACAGGAAUUGGUACACUGGGACUUCCCGUCUACAUCGAAUCUUACAAUACCUUUAAGCUAUUUCAGUGACUUUUUAAAUGACUUUGGCUUUAUUCGUAAGUCCUCUGGAUUACCUAAAGUUAUAUACUGUCAUGAUAUGGCUGGCGGUUAUCUGUCCUCUGAUCGAACAGUCAACUUCACUUGUGUUUUUCCUGCUUUUCGAUUCGUUCAUUGGCACUUGGUUGACAUAUUUAUUUACUUCAGUCAUCAGUUCAUAACUAUACCGCCAGUCUCAUGGAUUAAUCUAGCACAUAGACAGGGUGUCAGUGUCUAUGGUACUGUAAUUAUGGAAUCAGUGGAGUGUGAUGGAUUCAAAUUCAUUUUUAUGGGUUCCUCGGAACAUUAUCGUGAUGUCAAUAAAAUAUCAAACUAUAAGGAUUUUGCCAUACGUUUGGAUCAAAUAAGACGAGUUGUUGGGUUUGAGGGUUGGUUUAUUAACUUUGAAAUUUCUCUACCCUGGAUUUGCAUUGUUCUUUAUUUAAGGUAUGAUGCACUAACUUGGUCUGGCCACUUAAGCUUUCAAAAUGAAUUGACCGAAGAAAAUUUGCCGUAUAUGAAAGCUUCUGGAAGUGGUUUAUUUCUCAAUUAUAAUUGGAAUCCAGUUAAGUUACGACGAUCACAAGAGGUUGCUGUUAAUUCUUCAAUGUCAACAAAGGUGUUUGUCGGUAUUGAUUGUUUUGGUCGUGGUUGUAUUGGAGGCGGUGGUUUCGGUACAGUCGAAGCACUGAAAGUUGUUUUAGAUAUUAACGCUUCUAGACCCGACCGCCCAUUAUCAGUGGCUUUAUUUGCACCUGGUUGGGUGUUCGAAAAGUGCGAUUUGACAGAAGCAGCUGGUGAUCCAAUCAAAGCAUUCGGCUUAUUAGCAGAGAUGAACACAAAAUUCUGGUCAUAUUUAAGUCCAUUAAUUUGUCGUCUACGGGGUGUGAGUAGUAUUGAUAAUGUUACAAUGCUAUAUAAACCUACACUUCCCAGUCUACCGGUUAUUCAAUUACCUUGUGAUUUAUGUGAAAAAUAUGAUUCAGAUAUUUUAUUUUGCACAACAUGUUGCUCUGGUCAGGGUUUAUUACCUCCAAAGCCUUGGACGGCACAAAAUGAAAUGAUAUUACAGUACGGAAGUCAAAUGGGUCGGCAACAAAUAUUUCCAACUUGCCGUGAACUAAACAAAUCAUUGACUGAUAAUGACAUGACGAAAUUUAGUUUUUCCGCUGUCCAAAUCUUGGAAACAGGUUACGAAAAAUUCACAGGAACGUGUUUAUGUAUACGUUUCGAACAAUCCGAUAUAGUAGUCGAUUUUGAGCAACAAAAAUCAAAUGAUUCACUAAUGGAGUUAUUUCUUUUUGGUCGCAAUUCAUUUAUAUCUGAUAAAGCACAAUUCAAACUAGCCAUUACUCUAUACACUUUAAAUAAGGAGACAUCUUUGCCAUCUGAACAACGUUUGGACCAUAAAAUAGGUUUAAAACUGUUUGUGGAUACAUUUCAUUUCCCGGAUAAAAAUGAUGGUGAAACUAAUUUUAAACGCACAUUUCUGACAGCUGAUGAGGAAAAAACUGAAUUGAAAAACAAUACACCUUGGUCUGUACUUCAUUACAACGUAACUGAUCUCAUUUUUGAUCCCAAUAAAAAUAUUUCAGAGUCAGAAAAAUUUUCAAAUACAACAUCUUCAUCACAUUGUAUCCAUCUACAUCGUAUCGGUUUAACUUGGAGUUGGAAUUCGAUUUUACAUACUUAUGAUAAAUCUAUCAUGAACUUCAAUGGUUUUCUUAUAGGUUUAAUUGAACUACGUGAUCCUCAAUGGCCAUUGGAAAAUUAUUUUGAAUAAUAAAUUGAUUAACUAAUAUGAUUCAUGUGUUUUCUUCACACAUCUUUCACUCUCUAUUGAAUUUAUUUAUAUUCUUUUCUUAUUAUAUCUCAUAAUUUUGCAUGAUUUUCGUAUUGUUUUAUUUUUCUUCAAAAAUUUUUAUGUUACUGUGACCAACAACAUAAUUGUUGUUAUUGAUAAUAUGACUACUAUGACUUUCAGAUUUUUAUACUUAGUAUCUUAUUAUCAUUUGUAUUAUUUAUUAAUAGUUUCCCUACAUAAACAAUAAAAAUAUCGACUUCAACCUUGCAAUGAUUUCUCUGUCAAUGGUAUGUAUGUGUAUGAGUCAUGUUUUCAAAAUAAUUGUAAUGAUCCAUUAUCUUCUAGAUGUUGUACGAACUAAUUUUAUUAAAUUGUUAUCUUAAACAGAGCAAGAACGAAUAUUGCUGCAGAAUAAUA
Molecule: messenger RNA, 2340 nt
Organism: Schistosoma intercalatum
Lineage: Eukaryota; Metazoa; Platyhelminthes; Trematoda; Strigeidida; Schistosomatidae
Source: the annotation of a GenBank genome assembly